This is a messenger RNA of Fundulus heteroclitus (mummichog), 2278 nucleotides long. It is a transcript of the gene sanbr, whose product is annotated as KIAA1841 ortholog. The transcript is spliced from 19 exons. The record is from RefSeq and is a predicted model, not a curated record. The coding region runs from base 107 to 1933 and encodes 608 amino acids. NCBI's taxonomy places the organism in Eukaryota, Metazoa, Chordata, Actinopteri, Cyprinodontiformes, Fundulidae.
AGCCGGCUUCCCUCGCGUGGAUUAUCAGUGCAACGACCUGACCGGAGGCGGCGGCUCACCGCCCGACGGCCUGAGCGCCCUGCUGGAGGCUGGAGACGUGGUCAAGAUGGACGGGAGCGGCCAGGGCGGCGGCAAAAUUACAGGCUCCAAGUCGCUCCCCGUGGGAAGGGGGGGCUCCGUGGAGAAGAAGGAGAACCAAGUGACGGAGGAAGAGGAUGACAAACCUCCAAAGCCACGAGACCUCAGCAUGGUGAUCCACGUGUGCGACGAGACCAAGAACCUGAAGCAGGACUUCACCUGCCCCAGAGACCUCCUGGUGAAGGAGAUGCGCUACUUUGCCGAGUAUCUGUCGGUGGACCAGCAGCGGUGGGAGGAGGUGGACAUCUCGGUUCACUGCGACGUGCAGAUCUUCGACUGGCUCAUGAACUACGUCCGCAGGAACUCGGCGGGCGAGGGCAACAAGGACAAGCCGCGGCUGGAGCCCAGCAACGUGAUCUCAAUCCUCAUCUCCUCCGAGUUCUUGAAGAUGGACACGUUAGUGGAGGAGUGCAUCCAGUACUGCCACAAACACAUGAGUGCCAUCGUGGCCACGCCCUGCAACAUGAACUGCAUCAACAGCAACCUGGCCACACGCAUCGCCGAGCUCUUCAACCACAACGAGGCCGACGACAUCCGCGACAAGAAAGAUAAAUUUAAGAGUAAACUGUUUCAGAAGAAAAUUGAGCGGCUGUUCGAUCCAAACCACCAGAACAAAGACUCACCAGGAAACGCUUCGACUCUCUACAGGUGCGGUCUGUGCCUGAAGCUUCUGACCAAAGACACGGAGAGGAAGAUCUCCUGCCUUCCAGGGAAAAUCAACGUGGACGUUCGAGGACAGAUCGUCUACACGCACACGAGACAGAAGAGCUGGGACGUGCAUGAAUACCUCCCAGCGCUGUACGAGGAGCUCAAGUCCUGGGUCCUGGUGUACUGGAGAGUCUGGGGGACCAUCAACCACCUGACCUGCUCACGGUGCCAGCAGGUGUUCGUGUGUGCCGAGCUGACCCGCUGCAGAUACCACCCGGACAGCGUGCUGUACCCCGGCAUGGCCGCCGAGAAAGGCUGGCACGGUGCGGGGAUCUACCCCUGCUGCAACCAGAGGGUGCUCCGCUUCGACCCCACCGGCAUACCCAAGGGCUGUAAGAUGCGGGACCACAUCGUGAACGUACCAGACGAGGAGAAGUGUGACGAGGCGACUGCGGCGCAGACCAGGGUCCUCAACGACCUGCUGCUGCACAGAGACGCUGUGUGUUUGUCCAACACUUCACCUGCUUCACCUGCAGACGGCUCUGAGGAGAGUCCGUCCAGCGCAGAGAAAGUCCAAGACUGCAACGUCCUGCUGGAGCCCACGCUGCUGGCACCUUUUUCUCUGUUGAAGAACUGGACUCUCCAGCUGAGGCAGCAGUCUCUGCUGUCCGAGGAUGAGGAGUACACCACGGGGUCAGAGGUCACUGAAGACGAGGUCGGGGACGAAGAAGACGUGUCCAAGAAACAAGCCGCCAAGAAGGCCAAGAAGGCCCACAGACCUCUGAAGAAACAGCUGUCCUCUCCCAGCUUCCAGCGCAAGGAGAAAUAUGAGAAGGCGCAGACCAGAGACGUCACGCCUUUCACAGUGAGCCUGCAGAAGAGUAAGUGGGACAGCUCUCGCUCCCUGCGCUACAACCAGGACGCCCAGAGAGAAGAAGACCAGCGGCGCAUGGCGGAGAUGGUCGGCCACCUGACCAGGAUGAGGUUCGGAGACCAGGACCAGAGUAAAUCCAAGGAUACCAAAGAGCCUGCAGGGGGGAUCUACGCCAGGCUGGAGGCGCAGUUCAAAGGCGGCGCUCAGACCAGACAGACGGCAGAGAAAGCUCCCAGAUCCAAGACGCGUUACGCUCAGCUCCGGACUACUUAAGCCAGGCGUGGACUCCCUCCUCUCUGCAUGUGGACCACCAGCGACUGUCGCUAGGCUUCGCUGCGUGUUUGUGCAGCUGUGACACCCCCCCCCCCCCCCCCCCAUCCGGUCCCGUUCGGCUCGUAGGGAACACCCACGACCCGAGCGAGGACCUCACACCCUCCACUGCUGCUGGACCUCCAUCAUCGUGUCGUGGCUGCAGACUCCCCAGCGGGGGAAAGGUGACGGGUUCUGCUGCCGGGACCUUAAACGGACACCUGCUUCACCUGUAAUCUGUUCUGGUCCAGAUGUAACCGGCAGUGGACUAAUAACAUGUAUAAACACUUUAAAAAUGAGCCCGGUUCA